This is a messenger RNA of Corvus hawaiiensis (hawaiian crow), 3663 nucleotides long. RefSeq names its product RAS like estrogen regulated growth inhibitor (gene RERG). The record is from RefSeq and is a predicted model, not a curated record. The transcript has 5 exons. Gene Ontology annotation, molecular function: GTPase activity; GTP binding. NCBI's taxonomy places the organism in Eukaryota, Metazoa, Chordata, Aves, Passeriformes, Corvidae. Bases 402 to 1001 code for a protein of 199 amino acids.
AGGGACGGAGCCGGCGGCCAGGAAUGAGUACCUGCACGGAAAUGUGAAACGGGGCUGCGGAGCGGGGCCGGAGCGGGGCGGCAGUUCUGCUGCGGGCGGCCGGGAGCUUUCGCGGGAGGCAAACGCCGGUGUCCCAGUCCCUGAGUGUCCCAUUCCGCCACGUCCCGAAACAGUUCGUGCCUCUAUCUGUGCGUCCAGAGUGAGAGUGGUCUGAUACUUACUCUUAGGCAAAAGGAAUCGGGAGCAUUUAGCCGUCAGAGAUGAAUCGGGACCGUUCUCGAUGUAAGGCUCUGCAUUGACGUCACAAUGACACGGUGAAGCUGAAGGCAGGAGCUGGGAACUGUUCUUCUGCUUCACUUCUGGUGACUGAGUGAGUUUGCCAGCCCUGUGUUCCUUCCAGCAUGGCCAAGAGUGCAGAAGUGAAGUUGGCGAUCUUUGGUCGAGCUGGCGUGGGCAAGUCAGCUCUCGUCGUGCGCUUCCUGACCAAGAGGUUCAUCUGGGAAUACGACCCGACGCUAGAGUCGACGUACCGUCACCAAGCUACCAUUGAUGAUGAAGUGGUUUCCAUGGAGAUACUAGACACAGCUGGUCAGGAGGAUGCCAUUCAGAAAGAAGGACACGUGCGAUGGGGUGAGGGCUUCGUGCUGGUUUACGACAUCACGGACAGAGGCAGCUUCGAGGAAAUGCUGCCACUUAAGAACUUGUUGGAUGAAGUUAAAAAGCCCAAAAAUGUCACCCUGAUCCUGGUGGGGAACAAAGCAGACUUGGAUCACUCCAGGCAAGUCAGCACAGAGGAAGGUGAAAAGCUGGCCACAGAACUUGCCUGUGCUUUUUACGAGUGCUCUGCUUGCACAGGAGAGGGCAACAUCAUGGAGGCCUUCUAUGAGCUCUGUCGGGAGGUGCGGCGCCGGAAGAUGGUCCAGGGCAAGACUCGGAGACGAAGCUCCACCACCCAUGUCAAGCAGGCCAUUAAUAAGAUGCUUACCAAAAUCAGCAGCUAAAAGAGCUGUCCUAAGCCAGAGAAGCAUUUUAGAGCAGUUUAGCUCAGAGUAGGGAUGGGGCAAGCAGAGCACGUUUAAUGAAAAAUGGUCAAAGCUUUGCAAUGAAAACAAAAAAAGACAAACACCUUCACUUUUUUGAGUAACACGGAGUUGUACUAUUUUCCUGUUUUGAAAUGCAUUUAGCCACACUGUUUCUGACUAAUGUGGGAUAAAAAAAACCCAAAACACCAAGAAAAAAAAACCAAACACCAAAUGAACUCCAAAGGACUAGACAAUUGUGGGGAUUGGCAACCAAGAGAGAAUCUUCCGCUUCUGUGUGGCUAGCUCCAAUCCCCUGCAAGUCAGUAGUGCCUAAACAUCAUUUCCAGCCAGAUUGCUGCUCGGUAGCCAUUGGAGAGUAAGAUUCAGCCCUCUGAAUCAACAGCCAUCAUCAACAGUCCACCAACAACCAUCACAAGCGGUGUUGUCCGGGACUGAAUACAUGGAGAGGCUGCUGCGUUGUAUCAGAAAGUUCACCUGACACCUUCACCAGCUCUAAGUUGGCUCAUUGUGUGCUUUCACUCCAAACUGUCCUUCCUUGUUAUUUUUGUCAAGUCCAUGGGUGUUGAUGUUCUUAGCAAGGUAUGCAAAAAUAUAGGAAAGGUCUAUUUCCUGGAGUGUUCAGCCAGCUAGACACACAUUUCAAGAGAGCUGAAGUUCAGCUGCUCUUCCAGCUCCUCUGAAAUGGCAGAAUUCUCAAGAAAUAAUCAGCUAGUCCAGUGGCAUUUCAGCAUUUCCCCCUCAAAGUGCAGUACUGUGCUUGGGGAAAUGGGAGUAUACGCGUUGGGAAAUCAAACUGAAAAAAAAAGCCCAAAAAAACAUAUUACUAUUGAUUUAGCUGUGGGUAGUUUUUAGCUUUUGUUAAUUUUUUGUUUUGGUCUUUUUUUCGAUUCACGUAGUUCCUCUUAGUCUAUCUUAUACUGAAGAAGAACUGAAUCCUUGGGAAGGCAAGUAUUUAAAGUCUAAGCCCAAAUGUAAAUCAGAUCUGAAUGGCCUCUACCAUAUCAAAAGACCAUAAUUUUCAGCUGUUUAAACUUCCAGAUGCUGCUUGGAGCACUCUGGGGCUUAAAGCAGCACAGGUUUUUUGUGACUGUUACCCCGCACAUUGACAUGAAAGUGCAUUUUAUCAGAUUUUGGUGCCUGGGAUAAAAGGUGUCCAGUUUUUUCCUUCUCCCUGAUCAUCUCAUUUAAGCCAGUUGCCAAGUUUUGCCUCCUGUCUAGUUGGUUUGUUAACUGCUAAAAGAUGCAUGAACCGAGAUCGGAAGCUUUUCAUUCAGAUUGUGCUGGUCUCCCUCCAGUGGCGUUGAGUCCCUUUAGGCAGCUCAGACUGUCAACAUGUAGAACCACAGCCAGCCACAGGGUCGGGAUGACAAAUUAGCAGUGUUCUUCUUUGAGGAACAGCCUCCUUGUAGCAACUACUUACAGCUUUAUUCUCCACUGCUUUGUAUUUCGUGUGGUUAUUUGCCUCUGCAAGGAAGUAACUCCAAAAGACUAUCAAAUGCAAAUUGCCACAGAUGUAGGAAAGGGAGUAAAUCUAGUUGGAUAGCACUUUGUACAGUUAGAGGUAGCCAUAUAGGUGGUGGAACAGGCUGAAGAGGCAGGUAUGUGUAUCCCUGUGAACAGAGAAAAUUUUCAAAUUAGGACUUCUAGUGUAAGUAUUCACUUAAAGAUAUUUUACCAAAGUACAUUUUUUUUAAACUUUCACUUUUAGCCAACCAGCAAAGAACAUCACAUUCAGAUGUAUAUUUUAUUUGUGCUGUUGUUUGUUUUCUCUGCUUCUGUAUUCUAGAUGGUAAAAAACUCAUGUCACUCUCCUGGCAUCAAUGUCUAUAUUUUGGUCCUCAUGUUCACGUGUGUUGCUGUACAUCAGCUGGACACACUGCAAUGGAAACUUCACCGUGUGCUUCUCAGCAGGGGGUUCUUGCAACAGGCCUCUGUGACACACUUGUUCCCAUACUAUUCAUCAUAUUGUUGACUUUUUAAAAAAAAAAAAAAAAAAACAGAAAAAAAUAGAGUUUUUGCCAUUUUUAGUCCUGUUAGUAAUGUAGAAUCAAUACAAGUGUAAAAGAGCGAGCUAGUGCCUGUUCACAAACCAGAAUUGUUUAGCUGAGGGGCUGAACUUGCAAGCAAUGUAGUUACAUUAAGAGCCAGAGUGAGCAUUUGCAAGCUGAAGCACUAAGGUUCUGUUAUCUUUCAAAUCAGUGCUGGUGCACUAUAUCUGAAGUAAACAAAAUCCUUACCUGGAACCCCAUGGCAACACAGCUGAGUCUUUACUUUGGUAUGCUAAGCAAUUGAUUCAUCCCUCUCAGAAAACUUCAACAGUUCUUUAUCUGAAAAACCUUUCUUGGGGUUCAUGUUGGAGCUGCAUUUAAAAUAUAAAAAGGUUAUAAAUGAAUGACAAGAGAAAAUAAUUAAUCAUAUUCAUGCUAGAAGAGUUGAAAGGAAGGGGAGGCUAAGUUAUGACCCUCAUACUUUCCAAAAGAUUUCCAGCAAAUUGUAUCUUCUUCUAUAACAUCUGUAUAGACAAAUUAUAAAAUCCUGGUGAAAAUAAAAUGUUCCACUGUGCAAAUAUCCCUUGUUACAUAAAGAACUUACAACAAAAAUAGUAACAUUCCUUUGCAAA